GACGGAGGACAGAAAGAUGGCGGCCUCCUUGCGGAUGGGUCGUCAAGGGAUUCUAAUCGGGUUAAGAUUAAUUAAAGUUAAAAAAUGCUCAUGGACACCACAACCAGGCAAUGUACUUCUGAGGCACUUUUUCCAAUCUGCAUCUUUUCUUGGGGCGCCCCCUCUGAAGGUGCAGAUGCCUGCACUCUCCCCCACCAUGGAGGAGGGCAGCAUUGUCAAAUGGCUGAAGAAAGAAGGUGAGCCGGUGGCUGUUGGUGACGCGCUGUGUGAAAUCGAGACUGACAAGGCCGUGGUCACCAUGGAGUCCAGCGAGGACGGCGUCCUGGCCAAGAUCUUGAUGGAGGAGGGUAGUCGUGGUGUGCGUCUGGGCACACUCAUCGCCCUCAUGGUGGAAGAGGGCGAGGACUGGAAACGGGUAGAGAUCCCGCCCCCCGAGGUGGCUCCGCCCAGCCCCGCUGGCCCCACCCCACAGGCUAUAGCUCCGCCCCCUGCCCCGGCCCCCGCCCCAGCCGCUCAGGCCGCCCCCAGCGCAGCCCAUCCCGGGGAAGAGCUAAGACUGAGCCCGGCUGCCCGCCACAUCCUGGACACGCUCGGGCUGGACCCACAGCUGGCCACGCCCACUGGCCCCCGAGGCCUCGUCACUAAGGAAGAUGUCCUGAACCUGUUAAAAAAGACAGAUGCCGCGGCUCCAGCCACAACCGUAACCACAGCCCCAGCAGCCCCAGCAGCCCCUGCUCCCGCCCUCACCCCGGCAGCCCCAACACCAGCCACCAAACCACCCGCUGCCCCGGCUUCUGCGCGGCCUACGUACCCUCCAGUCUCAGUACCGGGCAAGCCAGGAGCGCCGGGCACCUUCACCGAAGUCCCCGCCUCCAACGUGCGCCGCGUCAUCGCCCAGAGGCUGACGCAGUCCAAGACCACCAUUCCGCACGCCUACGCCACCAUCGACUGCGACCUGGGCGCUGUCCUGCAGUUGCGCAGAGACCUGGCCAAAGAGGAAAUCAAGGUGUCCGUCAAUGACUUCAUCAUCAAGGCCGCUGCGGUCACACUGAAAGAGCUCCCGGAAGUGAAUGUGACCUGGGCAGGGGAGGGGCCACAGGCCCUGGAUUCCAUCCAUAUUUCCAUCGCCGUAGCGACGGACCGAGGCCUCAUCACCCCCAUCAUCCGGGAUGCAGCCAGCAAGGGCGUGCAGGAGAUCUCAGCCAACGCCAAGGCCCUGGCACAGAAGGCGAGGGACGGCAAACUGCUUCCAGAGGAAUACCAGGGCGGCUCUUUCAGCAUCUCCAACCUGGGCAUGUUCGGCAUCAGCGGGUUCAGCGCCGUUAUCAACCCGCCCCAGGCCUGCAUCCUGGCUGUGGGGCGUUCCCGGGCCGAACUGCGCCCCCCAGAGGACCCCGCCCAGGGUGGCCUCAGCCGGCAGGAGCUCAUGACCGUCACCCUGUCCAGCGACGGGCGGCUCGUGGACGACGAGCUGGCGUCUCGCUUCCUGGACAAGUUCCGGGCCAAUCUGGAGAAACCGCAACGCAUGGCACUGGCUUAGAGAGAGAGAGAGAGGGGGGGGGGGGGGGGGGAGAGAGAGAGGAGAGGGGAUUUUCGAGAGAUGGAGCAGGUGGAGUUCAGGCAGUGUGCUACUGUUUAAUAUGCAGAAGAAUGGACAGUAUCACAUGUGUAAGAUAGCUGCUUGCAACGUCUCAGUGGGUUCGCUGUAUUUCCUUUAAUUGGUGACAUUCAUAUGGAAUUCAACAGCAAUUCAUUCACUUCUUGCCUAUUUUGUUUUUUUAAAACCUACCACCAACCCCCCUCCCCCCCCCCUGCAUUUUUUUAGGCACCUCAGAAAUGUAUAUAUUUGAAUCUGUGGUGGCUGCUGCAGAAGAGACGUGUUACUUCUGGUCAAACACAUUUGUCUUUACUGUUGCGUCUAUACUGUACUAAAUGUACCUGCACAGUUCCCAUAGCAACCCCAUAAAAACCUCCGAGGGUCUGAUGGCCGUACGCUGAGGGCUCUUGUGUGUUAGGCCGCUCGUUUGCGGCGCGGAGCCACGCUGCUCUGCUGCUGAACGCCGCUCCAGCGCUCUCCGCUCGGACUCUAAACAGUUCCGCUGAGUACAGGACAGAUUGCCAGCGUGUGCGACUACUUCCCAAGAUCCUGUUCUUUGUUCUAAGUUAUUAAAAAGCCGUAUGUCUAGCCAAAUCAAUAAAAAUCAAUUGCAGAAACUUA
Molecule: messenger RNA, 2218 nt
Organism: Anguilla anguilla (European eel)
Lineage: Eukaryota; Metazoa; Chordata; Actinopteri; Anguilliformes; Anguillidae
Gene: pdhx
Product: pyruvate dehydrogenase complex component X
Exons: 11
Coding region: 17-1540 (507 amino acids)
Biological process (GO): pyruvate decarboxylation to acetyl-CoA
Cellular component (GO): pyruvate dehydrogenase complex; mitochondrion
Molecular function (GO): acyltransferase activity
Source: RefSeq, a predicted model, not a curated record